Messenger RNA from Carassius auratus (goldfish), 1311 nucleotides. RefSeq names its product coiled-coil domain containing 86 (gene ccdc86). The transcript has 4 exons. The record is from RefSeq and is a predicted model, not a curated record. Gene Ontology annotation, cellular component: nucleolus. NCBI's taxonomy places the organism in Eukaryota, Metazoa, Chordata, Actinopteri, Cypriniformes, Cyprinidae. The coding region runs from base 126 to 995 and encodes 289 amino acids.
CGUUUUGGGUGAUCUUUCUUCUACUCUCAGCGAAACACAGGAGGAAUACACGUGUGUUUCCGCACGCGAAGAUUUUAUUACUGUUUAAAUAAUCUUGUAAUGUAUUGAUCGACACAACGCUGAUAAUGUCUGCGAUAAUAAGCAAGAAAACAGACGGUGGAGAUGCGAAGGCAGAAGCUCUCGAUAACGAAGAGGAUUCUCCCAUUGUGAGCCGCACACGGAGCGGUCGCAGACUGCGGACCCCCGCGGCCAAAACUCCCGUCCGCCGGACUAGAAAGUCUGUUGUCCGAGAAGAUCCGGCAAAAAACACCGAGUCUCGUCAGGAAUCACCACCCGAUGACUGUACAGCAGAUACCAAAGGCGGUCAGUGCAGCUCGGCGAGAGAACCAGCGUGUCCUGAUAUGUGUACAUCAACACCAGCAGAUGUCAGUCAAGAGUCAGUACUGGACGCUGCAGGUCUGAUGGUGUCAGAUCAGGCCAGUGAGAAGGAAAAUGUGGUUAAUAACACAGAGACAGAAUCCACUGGUCCCACUGACCCCGAGAAAAGGGCCAAAAAAAGGACUCACCCAGAACCCAUUGAGAAGAAAAGUAAGAUGGUACCUCUUGGGAAACCUAAGUCUGGAAGAAUAUGGAAAGACAGAAAUAAGCAAAGGUUCUCCGCUCUGUUGAGAGACAAACCUCUGCGUUCUUCAUGGGAAAAGAAGAUGGAGGCCAAGAGAGAGAAGCAGCUGGUGAAGCAGUACCAACAACAGCUGAAAGAUGAGCAGACCAGAGAGAAAGAGGAGAAAAAGAGGAGGAGAGCAGAAAACCUGAGAAGACGAGCAGAAAAUGAGAGAAAAGCAGAGAUUGUGCAAGUGAUUAAGAAUACAGCAAAGAUCAAGAGAAUGAAGAAGAAACAGCUGAGGAAGAUCGAGAAAAGAGACACGCUGUUAGCGGUGCAGAAAACACCACCCAGUGUCAAGAAGGGAGCAGGGAAAACAAACAGCAGCCUGUAGAGAGUUUCAGUGCAGUGAUGCGAGAGAAUCUCAUCAGACUUUAACACACUGUUGUUGAUACACGUGUGUAGUGUCUGUUGAAUGAACUGGGAAAAAAGUCUGUGGAUUUGAUGUAAUAUUUGUACAGUAAAUUCAAAAGCAAAUAUGUUUUGUAAUCAUGGAAAAAACAUAUCACCAAUUUUUUUAUGUUAUUGUCACAUUAAAAAUGAUUUAAAUAAUUUUUUCAAUCAAUUUCUUCCUGGUUCAUGCACGUGAAAUUAUUUUCUUUUUGUUAUUGUUUUAUUGUAUGAUAUAAAGAAGUUUCAUUUUCAUUACG